This is a messenger RNA of Halteromyces radiatus, 2094 nucleotides long. RefSeq names its product oligomeric Golgi complex subunit 6. The transcript has 13 exons. NCBI's taxonomy places the organism in Eukaryota, Fungi, Mucoromycota, Mucoromycetes, Mucorales, Cunninghamellaceae. The record is from RefSeq and is a predicted model, not a curated record. Gene Ontology annotation, cellular component: COG complex. The coding region runs from base 38 to 2041 and encodes 667 amino acids. Gene Ontology annotation, biological process: intra-Golgi vesicle-mediated transport.
UUUUCUCAUUAUUUCUUAUUUUGAUAUAUAUUUCAACAUGGAGUAUGAAAAACCAUCAAGUCCUUUGAACGAUCCAUCACCGACACCAUUUGUAUCUAACAAACCCAACAAAUUAGUGGCAGCCAAACUUCACAAAGUAUUGAAUGCUUCGAUCGCCGAUGAUACCCGUAUCAAAUCAGCUCUAUCAGCUUUAUCGGAUAUACCUGACCUGGAUGAAACUGAACUACGACGUAAUUUACGUGGUACCAUUGAAAAAAAAGAAAUAGCUACCAAUCAAAAAUUUAUGGACGCGUUUUCCGUUGUGGUCAAGCAAUUAGAACAUUUGGAAACGGAAAUGAAAGAUAUGCAAGCGUCUUGUACUCAGAUGAGGGGCAAGUUGGAUGAUGUUGCAGUUGAAACAGCAAAGAUGAUCAAAGAAACAAGCAAUUAUCAAGAUCAAAGUGAAGCUUGUGAUACGAGAAUCAUGGUGGCGGAUCGAUUCCUUGAAAAAUUCACCUUGAAUCAAGAUGAAAUUCAUUGCUUGACUUCUUCAACAACUCCUGUGGACAACACCUUCUUUGAAGCCUUGACCCAUUUACAACAAAUUCACAGUGAUUGUAAAUUACUUCUCAUGACAGCUCAUCAGCGAGCAGGUUUACAAAUCAUGGAGUCCAUGUCACUUUAUCAAGAAUCAGCGUACGAUAAAUUAUAUCGAUGGACUCAAUUUGAAAGCCGAUCUUCCUUUGGUGGUGAUAGUAUUGAUGUUAGUACAUUGAUGACCAAGGCAUUAUAUUCUCUUAGGCAUCGUCCUGUUCUUUUUCAAACGAUUCUAGAUGAAUUGGCUAUGGCUCGAAGAGAUGCAGUGGCUCGUGCUUUUAUGACAGCGUUGACUCGUGGAGGACCAGGAGGUACACCAAGACCCAUUGAACUUCAAGCACAUGAUUCAUUAAGAUAUGUUGGGGAUAUGUUGGCAUGGGUUCAUCAAGCAUGUGCUGGCGAAAAAGAAAUGUUAGAAGGUCUAUUUCAUCGAAAUUCUGCAAAUACUGAAGAUGAUUAUCAAGGUGUUUCGGUGGCAAUGAUCAAUGAUGCUGUGGAUGAUUUAUUAGAUGCAGCAAUGGAAGGAACAUGUCGACCGUUGAAAACUCGAAUGGAGCAAGUACUAGUAUUACAACCAAAUGCUAUCACAUCUUACAAAAUGGCUAACCUGAUACAAUUUUAUGCAAUCACCAUGGGUCGUCUAUUAAGGAAAAAUUCUGUGUUGGCGAAAACCCUUUAUGAGAACACUGAAAUGGCAUACAAGUACUUUUUCAAAACAUUGAAUGCGCAAUCGCAACGAUUACUCCAAAAUGUUGAACCUCCAUCCAAGGAUUUGACGGUGGCACCGGUAGUGCGAGACAUGACUGCACAAUUGAAAGAAAUAUUGGCCUCUUAUGACUCUUCAUUGGUGAUGGCUACGCAACCGGUGAACGAUCUUCCAGAAUUUGAUUUUGGUGAAAUUUUGGAUGCUAUUGUUGAACCUCUGUUACAAAUGUGUGAAGCUUCAGUGGAAAAACUAAACAAAGUGGAUAAUCAUAUCUAUAUGAUCAAUUGUAUUCAUUAUAUCCAAUCUACCAUGACCAUGUAUAGUUUCACGGAAAAAAAACGUCAAGCAUUAAGUGAACAGACCGACGAACGUUUGGAUUUGCUGGCAAACGAACAAUGUCGUGAUCUUUUACAACAAUCAGGAUUGUCCAAGAUUGAUCAAGCAUUGAAGACUAAGGAAAAAGAGGUGCCUUUAUCUUCAUUACCCAAUAUGAACGCUCAAUCACUGAAGAAUACAUUAUCGAAACUUGAUUCAUUCCUUGUGAUGGCUAGUGCGGAUGUGUCACCCCAGUUACAACACUUAGCAACCAGCGAACAUUGCCAAAAGGUGCAGGAUAAGGCCAUUCAUUUGCUAUUGGAUACAUAUCGAAGGAUUAGUGAAGCUGUACAGGAUCCGGCAAAUGGGUACGGUGUAGACCCUCAUCUUAUUUUACCAAGAACUGUGGAAGACAUGGAGGCCAUUUUUUCUUUUGCUCUUUAGAUUAACACUUUAUUAUUCACAUAAAAAAAUAAACUGUCAUUUAUCAUGUUUUC